This is a messenger RNA of Gadus chalcogrammus (walleye pollock), 919 nucleotides long. It is a transcript of the gene msgn1, whose product is annotated as mesogenin 1. Gene Ontology annotation, cellular component: nucleus. Lineage: Eukaryota; Metazoa; Chordata; Actinopteri; Gadiformes; Gadidae. The coding region runs from base 209 to 664 and encodes 151 amino acids. Gene Ontology annotation, biological process: regulation of transcription by RNA polymerase II; mesoderm formation. The record is from RefSeq and is a predicted model, not a curated record. The transcript has a single exon. Gene Ontology annotation, molecular function: RNA polymerase II cis-regulatory region sequence-specific DNA binding; DNA-binding transcription factor activity, RNA polymerase II-specific; protein dimerization activity.
UUGGCCUUAUUCACACCCAGGUGACAACGAGAGAGGUUCUUGUUUUAGCACUUGAGUUUCUUUGAACUCGGUGCCUAACCUGCGAGCUCAUAAACCCGCGGAGAUCCUCUUCAGUAUAUACAGCCAGCAGCACUCUGAGGAUCGACUAUUUUUUGGUCUGAGGUCGACUGCGGCUCCACAGAAUCCAGUAGUUCAGGACCUUUCGGAUAUGGACUGUUUGAACGACAUGGAAGCCGUUUCGGCCAAAAUGCUGGCAGAAUGGGACUGGAAGAAAGAAGAGAGCGCGUUUGGAGAUCAACAGGACUCACUGGAGUCCAACUCGCUUGGGUCCUCCUUCGACUCCAUAUGCUCCUCUCCCGAGGUGUCCUCGACCUCCAGCGGACAUCAGGGCUACCAGGACCUGUCGUUCAGCUUCACAAGUCGGAGCAAGGAUCCAUGCGCGACGCAACGGCAGACCAAACACAAGAUGUCGACCAAAAGACGCAUGAAGGCCAGUGAGAGGGAGAAGAUGCGGAUGAGGAGCCUCGCAGAGGCUCUGCACGAACUCCGGGACUACCUUCCACCUGACUACAGCAAGAGCGGACAGCCUUUGACCAAAAUACAGACCCUAAAAUACACCAUUGAAUACAUCAACCAACUGGAAGACCUUCUGAACCAUGCGUAACUGCUGGACACAUGUGUUACGCAUUACCCUGUUCAAAUAGUUUUUAUUUUUCUCUUUAGAUAUUGCAACGUGAUAAUAAUUUAAAAUUUGUGUUUUAUAAUAUGUUCCCAUUGUACAUAUUUUAGUGUGCAGUAAUUAAAUUAUGUAAUUUGUCCUUAUUAGGCUAAUGAAUUUACCCAUUUGUUUUAAAUUGGGCGCUGAAAGCCACUUUAGGGUAGAACAGAUGAUUGUACCGAAGAUACUUUGUGAAGUGAA